UUUUUUUUCAGUUGCUGUGAUGAACUGCAUGAAGAUGAUAAGUUUAGUUUAAAUAUACACGCAGCUCGAUAACAUGCACAUAAUUUCCUGGAAAGUAUUUUGGGAGUCUGUGUCACCUCACAGCAAGGUUUUGUGACGUGAGCGAGUUUUGUUAGAUGGGUCAUUUUUAAAAAUGUGUACCUGACAUAGUUUCUAUUGUCAGUCACUGUGGGUUGCAAGCAUGAAAAAGCAGCUGUGAGGUUUUUAUUUGGAAUUCACUUGCUGCAGACGCUUCUGGCUUUAAGGCCAGAGUUUGCAUGCUGUCACUGAAGCCUUCCUGGAAGCCCCUCAUCUGGGUGGGAAGUGUGUCAGAGACCACGUGACCGCCUUGGGGUUUCUCACGAUAUGCUAUAUGUAGGUCUCAAUGAAAUUAGUCAAGUGCCCUUUUUACUGUCAUUGCUGCGGUGGCCUGAUACAAUCCUCCUCGCUCUCUUCUCGGAUGUUAAAGCGCUAACCACUAAACCACGCAAAGCCUGAAUCAUUAUGGCCCCUUUGCAUCGUAGAGGCGAGUCUGAGAUGAGUGUGCUUGCAUUAUUGUGAUAACGAAGACGAUCAUCUGUAAACUGAGCUACUCUUCGAAUGAGGAAUCUGCUACUAGUAGUUUUUAAGUGUGCAACUUGUUGCCUCGCCUGGUAUUUAGAGCUCAAGAGCGGCACAGAGCACGUAAGCAGAGGACAGAUAACAGCCGUGCCCCUCUCUGAGCCGUGAGGCCUAAUUAUUACUAGCACUGACUGUUUUCUUCAGCCUCCUGGCAGCUCGGUUUAGUGACAACGACGGGCCUUAUCUGCUAACGCAGGUUGACAUCCAGCUCUUCGACAGGCCAUUUCCCCUCUGCUCCCCACGCCUGUGCGCUGCCGGGAAGGAAAAUGGUCUCAGUCCAGAUUGAGAUGUUAAGCGCUCGGGAAUGACGUCUUCCAAAUGAAUGAGAUAUUAAAGAAUCAGCUUUCUCCUUUACUUCCUCCCACGUUGCUGAUUGACCCUCCUUAUAAACUGACCACACACCCAGCUGUGGGGUCAGGCAUGCAAGCAAUUCAGUUCAGUUUUGUUUACACAGCGCCAAAUCACAACAGCAGUCGCCUCAAUGUGCUUUAAAUUGUAGUGUAAAGAAUCUACAAUAACAACCGCCUUUGACCCCUUGGCAACAGUGGAAAGGAAAAGCUCCACUUCAAGCAGAGCUAGGUUCAAGGAGGGGCAACCAUUUGACUAGUUGGGGGUGAGGGGAGGGAGAAGAGACAAGCUGUGGAAGAGAGGCAGUGAUUAAAAAUAACUAAGGAUUAAAAAACAAAAAAUAAGGUCCAUGUGUGACUUUCAAGCCAGUUCACAGCUACAUCUGUUAAAUUGUAUGAUGACUGUUUGUGGUAAGUAACACAGUCACAACUCUACAUGCAAUGUUAUGCACACUGAACAUUUUCAGUAAGCCAAGAAAAUACAAGACAUGAGAUGUGUUCAAGAUAUUCUAGCUUCUUCACAAACACACACAGCUGAUCUUCUGUUGUAAACCUCAAACCAGUGGAUGAGCUUAUUUCCAAGGACUGUCAAGUGACUUCUUUUGAAGUAAAACAUGAAACAGAGCUAUUGAUCUAAUAAUAAAAACAAAAAAGAAAAAGAAACUGGGCCACGGGUGCACGUCAGCCAUCAAUAAUGCACAGGGUUGGCAUUUGGUUUGUUUUGCUGUUGCCCUGCCAUCAGUGAAGCAUCGCUGCUCUUCCUGCAGCUGAGGAAGCAGCGGUGGUUUAACACAGCGGAGGUCUGUGAGGACGUGAGCAGCAUGAGGGGAAAUGAGGGGUAACUGAUCAUCACAGAUCUGGACAUGUCAUUUUUUCAUGACAUCCUGUGCCGCCGAGCAACUAUUUACGUCAUCCCGGGUAUUCUUGGAGAUAAGAAGGUUAUUUUAAAUCAUUCAAGUAGAAAUACUACAAGUAGCUUUCUGAUGUGGAAAGGGGAAUCUCCGCUGCUCGCGAAAUAACCUUGCUAUCUCCCUUAUUUUAAUCUUUCAGUUCCAGAAGACGAAAGAGACGAUCUGAGGGUUGGGCCCAGUGAGGGGGAGGACUAAAGAGGAGAGGAGGAGGAGACAGGAGUGAAAAAAGAAAACUGUGAAGCAGAGAGGAGAGACAGAGAGAGCAGGACCUGUGACAGUGACAGAAGACCUGAACCAGUAUUUCUUUCUUUUUUUAAUUCAAAAACAUGGAUUUAAGUUUGCUUCAAGUUAUGGAGAGAGAGAGCAUCCUGGAGGUUCUUCGGAGAGACAAACAGAUGCGAGCAAUCGAAGAAGACAGGAUCAGGAGGAUGAAAUACGACCUGCAGGAGCUCCGAAGGAAGGGUGCAAAGAGCUAUGCCCGGCAGUACGGCGAGCGGACCUGCGCCCGAUGCCAGAGGCCGCUGGGAAAGUUCUGGAACUCUGGCGCAGUCUGCCGCGGCUGCAGCCACCGCAUCUGCAACAAGUGUCGUGUGGGAGCAGCGAUCUGGAAGUGCACGGUCUGCCACGCAUACAGGGAUGUAAAAAUCAAGUCCGGAGAAUGGUUUCUAGAAGAAAAGUCAAAGAAAUUUCCAGUCACCACAGACAAAUAUGAGACGGUUGGGGAGAAUCUACUGAAGACCUACAAUGUGCUGAGUCAUAUAUCCAUUGUGCCUCCCACUCCUCCACCUCACUUGGAUUAUCACUUCCUGAGCAGAUCUGGGGAUUGGAAAAACUCAAAGCCUUUCACCAAAUCUGUGGAAAAUCUAAUGGUUUCCUUCACGAGUCACAUUAAAAAGAUUUCCAAUUCUCAAAACGACGUCCGUGAAGAUCUGCUGAAGGUCGACAACAGAUGGAGAGGCUCGAGCUUUACCCACUCCACCCAAAAGAGCCUGUCCGACACAGACAUAAACAAAUCGAGCACGCUCUUCAAAGUCCCAAGUCUUCCAAACCUGUUCAAGAAAAGCAAAGACAGCGACCAGGAGGGCUCCUCCACCGGGGCAGAGGACGAGACCUCAUUCGGUUCUGAGUACUCUGAAGGGAAGAGAGGCAGCUGCAGCAGCACCAGCACAGAGUUGGGCUUUGAGAGCGUUUCUGUGACCGGAGAACUGGAGCUGGCUCUGGCCUUCAACACCAACACCUCCCGUCUGGAGAUCACAGUCGGCACCUGCAGAAACCUGUCCUACGGAGACAGCAAGAAGAGGAAGUGUCACCCAUACGUGAAAAUCUACGUGCUGCCGGACAAGAGCUGCAAACUGAAGACUUCAGUGAAGAAGAACACGACUGAUCCGGUUUACAAUGAAGUUUUGAAGUAUGGCAUACAGCGCAACAUGCUCAUUGGAAAGAGGCUACAGGCGACUGUGUGGCACUCAGGUACCCUGAAAAGGAAAGUUUUUCUUGGUGAAGUCCUCAUCCCUCUGGACGGCUGGAGAUUUGAAGACAAGGCAUUCCAGUGCUUUAACUGGUAUCCACUGUGUCCGAAGGUAAAAUGGAGCACGGCAGAAAAGAUUUGUUUAUUAUUGCUGAAGACUUUUGCCUGUAUGGCUGAUAUGGAAGUGGUUUUCUAUAAAAUCUCCUUCCUGUGUCCUUCAGCCUGAAAGACAAAACGGAGGUGAUCAGGAGUGAGGAGAACCACUGGCCGGAGUCAUGGUGAGUUUGUAGCUUGCUUAAAUGUCUGUCUAGCGCUUUGUUUUCGUCAGGCUUGUGUAGUUCAUGUGUUUUUUAGUUCAUACGUAGUAGGUGGUGUAGUACAAGUGGGACAGUGAUUCUGAAAGCUGUAAUUUACAAGGUGUAUGUACGUGAGUUUGAGGUCACAUAGUCGAGCACAAGCGUAAACCUAUCAGAUCAGCUGAUCUGGGUCACCUGAUACCUUUUUAUUCAUUUAAAUUGGCAAAUUAAAUCAUACAGGGCAAUAUUAAAGCUGCUUUGGCCUGCAAACCACUUUGCAACCCACUUACACCUACACUCAUCUCUGCCAGUGUCCCCAGAACAAAUAUUUUAAUAUAUGUCAAAUAUAAAUGAUUUAAUAUUGAAAUAAAAGUUUUCUUCUGACUAAAGGUUACUUUAUUUGCUAGUGAUAUCAUGUUGUUCGAAAUCCUCCAGGUGGUUUUCUGGUGUGGUUAUCAAGUGGGCUGAGGUGCGAGCUAUGAAAACCACUAUUUUAAGAGAACGUCAUCAACACUUUUCAGAAAAGGCUGGUCAGGGUCUACUAAUAAAAAUGAAAUAAAAUAAGUAAAAAAAAAUAUUUUUUUAUUUAAGUGAGCUGUAAUUGAGUUUAAUAUAAUUUUUAAAGGCACAUUUCAAGAGCCUUAACCUUUUAGGUGCAUUCAUUUUGGCACUAGGGGUCAGGAGAGGAUCUGUUUUGGAUACCUUGUGUUGUCCUUUAAGGCAAACUGGGCCACAUAGCAAUGAUCCACUAACCGUCCUUCACACCUUCCCAUUAGUGUAAACAUGACUCAGAGUGUAAAUACAUGUCAUUGUGGCCCUGUGUGCCUCCUUGUGUGCGCAGGCCUCAGGUGUGCUAUGUGUGUUCUGGUGUGUGACUUUUUGAACGCAAGUGUAAUUGUUCAACAUUGUUCAACAAGCAUGAGGGAGUGUUUACAUAACUCGUGUGUUUGUGUAUGUACGUGUCUCAUUUAGGCGUCUGACUGAGAGCCAGCAGAGAGCUCAUCCACAAGACGCCCAUUUCUAAAAAAAAGAGGGAGACUGAAGUCCUCCACUGCUGCUCGUCCAGGACGUCACUCUGUGGGAUCAAAGCACCUCCUGCCUCUCUGAGGCACCAUAAUGGGGACUUGAAUGGAACAAUAACAGCAGAGAUCCACUUCUGAACAUCCUCUGUGGAAACACUUUAAUGCCGCCUGUGAAGCAUCUACAAUCGUUAUGAAUGUAUACACCACCUCAAGCAAAGCAGUUGUGAUUAAUUAAUAUUUUUUUGCAUUAUAGAACAGACUAUAAAAAAAUCUAUUGCUUUAUAGAAACAUUAUUAUUUAUGCUUGUUAUAUUUAUUUAGCUUUCUGUUUCUUUUUUUUUUAUCUGCUAAGCACCUUGAAACUUGAAAAAAUCAAGUUACAGUCUAUAACCAUCGGCUCCAAGUCUGUUUAAUAAUUACUUUAUAAUAUCCUGUGCUGCAGUUUUAAGCUAAAGAAAGAUUGGAUAAGCCAGCUUCCUGAUGGAGGUUGUACCUAACAUACCGACAUAUUUGUUUAUUAACUGCUUGUGGAUGCUUCAUAGUUGCAGACGGCUAGCACGUACAAUUUUAUUGCUUUAUAAAUGUUAAACAGUUAAAGUGAUGCCACUUCCGUUCAAGGCCUCUCUGCUGACAUUCGUCGAUCCGUUCAGACCCAUUUUCCCCGUUAAUGCGAUGUUCUUCUGUCAGAGGAGAGCAGCAACAAAACGUCCAUGCAAAUAAAAUUAGUGGAAGAGACGCUAAGCUAACGUUACUGACAAAUGAAAUCUGGAGCCACACCCGGCGGUGGAGCGGAAGCAGUUUGAGUUGCUUCAGACACACACGCACAGACACACCACACAGCGGCUCUUCGAGUACAAAGACACGUUUCUUGUCUCUGUGGACGCGGCGUGGGAAAGCAGCAGCAGAAGAAGAGAAGGAAUAAGGCGGUUUCUGUGCCGGGAGCAGUGAUGUCACUGACCUGGAAUUCUGUUGACUCCGCGUUCUCCCGGCUCACCAUGGCAACUGGAGGCUCACCAGGUUAAGCGUGACGUCAGCUCGCCUGCGUCAACAGGUGGAGAAAUUGACGCCAGCAGCGGCGCAGGCCGCUUACAGACUCAUUGUAUUUAUUUAUUUAUUUAUUUAUUUAUUUUUGUUUACAUCCAGCACUUUAAGACGCUCAUUUAGCAUUCAACUAUUUACAGUGUAUGUGUAGUAUAGCUGUCAGAUAAUAAGUCGAUCAGCUUCCACGUGCAUGUCUGUUUUCGUUUUUUGUCAUUUUAUUUAUUUUUCUGUCACACUGAAUUGCUUUUGUAAAAAUAAAAGUAUCUGAAUAUGAAUCAAAACAACGUGAGAGAGUCCUGACAUGCUGAUAUUAUAAAUAUAAAGCUCUACUUUUUGGGAAGCAUUUAGCGUGUCUGACUUCAUUUUAGAGCUCAUCUUGAAAGGAAAUUUCUGCAUCAAGUUUCAUUUUCAAUUCAUUGAACAUCUGGUGAGUUCUUUUAUUCAAAAACACAAACAUCAAUCUCACAACAUCCCAAGCCAGAACCAGUCCCAACUCUAUGGACUACCUUUUCAUACAGUUUGGCUUUGUAAUGCCAACGCCUGACAAAGCUAUUAUCAUCAGCGCCCAGCAGUCGUUGUUUGGGAGAACAUGAAAAUUGAUACAACCUCCAAAGCAAUCCAUCCUGUCAUCCUGGUCUGUCUUUAACAUGGUAAACCCAGAACAAUGACAGAAUGACCAGAAAAUUCUAAUAUUUUUUUGAAAAUUGAUUUUAUUGAACCUCCUGACAAAUAUAUAUAUUUAUAUUAAUUUGCAUAUAUGAGUUUUAAUUUGUAUCAGAUAUGAUACACUUGGCUUUACAUGGUUAAAC
Haplochromis burtoni (Burton's mouthbrooder) is the source of this 6532-nucleotide messenger RNA. RefSeq names its product synaptotagmin-like 3 (gene sytl3). Gene Ontology annotation, biological process: exocytosis; intracellular protein transport. The transcript is spliced from 11 exons. The coding region runs from base 2224 to 3591 and encodes 455 amino acids. Lineage: Eukaryota; Metazoa; Chordata; Actinopteri; Cichliformes; Cichlidae. The record is from RefSeq and is a predicted model, not a curated record. Gene Ontology annotation, molecular function: neurexin family protein binding; small GTPase binding. Gene Ontology annotation, cellular component: plasma membrane; exocytic vesicle.